CGCCCUGACCCUCGACGCCCUGGAGGCGGGCUUGCGUUUUCCUCUUCACCCCCUCAUAGCAUCCAGCCUGUCUCUCUGGCGGAUUUCGCCAUCUCAGGUGGCGCCAAACUCUUGGCGUUACCUGGUGGUAUUCCUGGGGGAAUGCCAUUAUGCCAACAUCACCCCCACUCUUUCUUUCCUGCUACCGCCUCUGCAAGGGUUCGUGGGGCUAUUUUUUGUCAGCCCGGAUGGGUUUUCGAGUUGGUGGUGCCCCUUCCAGUAACAAGGGAUGGAAGGGGAGGUUUUUUUAUGUCAGCCGUGCGCAGGACUGGGGUUUCGGGGUUCGGUGGUCCGCGAGGGCGAUCGAUAACACCACCCCAUGUCUGGGCGAGGCAGAGCGCCAAGCUCUGGUGAGGCUCAAGGAGAUUCUCCCUAGGUCGCAGGCCAUCCGUACCAUGACCGAGUAAUGGCUGGUCGAGGCGGGCCUCAGCCCGACGCCUAUGGGUAUGUUUAGUUACGUUUCGUCCGGGCGUUUUGCGUGGUUGGCUCUGGGUACUAACUUCUUUUGUUUCUUGUAGAUAUGGUGAACCUGCGCUCGCUCCUGGGGGGUCAGGGUUCAGAGCCCCCCCUUCCAGCUUCGCCAACCGAUCCGCAACCUCCUACUCCCGCUCCGUCGACCGACCCGCAACCCGGCUCGGCGGGCGCCCCGUUGGAGGUCGAGGCUGGGCGCCCUUCGAAGAAGGCGAAGACAACCCCGUCGAAGGGGCCCGAGGCGAGCUCUCAUCGUGGAGGGGCAGUCCCUAGUCGUCGGACGGCCGGGAAGGGUCUUCGCCCUGUCUCCGUGCGCGACCUCUGCCGGCUUCCUGCCAGAGACGGGGAGCCGUACCUGACGCGGCUAGCGAGCGAGAUCCUGCCUGGUGAGCUCAGCGACCCCUUGGUUCCCCGCUGGGAGGGUUUGUCCCGGGGGUCUAAGGUGUGGGCCGGAGGGGAUCCCUCCGCGACGUUCCUCCGAGGCGCGCUCCAUCCCGAUAUGGCUCGGGACUUGUAUGUCCUGCCCUCGGAGGCGUUGCUCAACAAGUUGGCCCAGUCACUGACCUGGGGUCUCCACUACGCGGUGGCCCUGAUGGACAAGGUGCGCGACGCCGGCCGGGUCAUCGGGGGCCUGGCCAGUCGCAACGCUGAACUCGUCCGCCAGGUUGAAGAGGUUCGAGCCGGAGCUGGUCCGGAGGCCGUGGCGGCUGCCGAGCAGAGUGCGUUGGACCUGGAGGCGGAGGCGGCGCGCCUCCGGUCGGAGCUCGAGGUUUCUAAGAAGGCGAACGAGGGACUCCAGAAAACAAUAAGGGUGGAGCGGACUGAGCUCCGCCUGGUGAAGACGGAGGCGAGCGCCCUCAACAAAAAGCUGGAGGAGGCGAAGGCUGAGGCGAAGACGGCCUCGCAGGCGCUGGCGGAGGAGGCCCGUCUCCGACCCGCGAGAGACAAGGAGCUCCUUGAGGCCUACAAGAGGUCGGAGGGGUUCGAGCUCGGGCUGACGCGGACGGGGCGGGUAUCCUUUGAAUAUGGAUACCGUAUCGCUACGUCCCGUUUCCGUGCUCGUCACCCGGGUCUCGAGGUGGAGGAGGACCCUUUUACCCCUCACCCCGAGGACCGGGGGGUGGAUAUGCCUGAGGAAGUCCCCUUCGACGAUCGCCUAGAGGUCCCCCAAAAAUAAAGGGGUUUUGUAUUUGUUUUUUUUGGCCGGGUUUUGUAAGUCGGGUCCUGUAUUUUGGUUUGCUGUCUUCAAUAAAAGGAAAGACUUUUCUCCAUCCGCUUUAUUGUUCCCUUCUUUUCCUAGGCAAAAGCUUCUUCCUUCGGGAGAGAGUUCUUCCUCUUUAAACGGAAAAGGUUUCUUCGUUUCAAACGAAAAACUUCUUAAGGUUUCCGACGUUCCAGGUUCUCGGCAAAGGAGAACCGUCCAUCGACGUGAGGCGGUAAGCACCCGGUCGGACUACCUUGACGACCCGAUAAGGUCCCUCCCACUUGGGGGCCAGCUUUCCCCUUGCUCGGGUCGGGUCGCUAACCUCGACCCUUCGUAGGACUAGAUCGCCUAACUUGAUCGGUCGGGGUCGUACCUUUUUGUUGUAGACCCUUGCGACGGCUCUCUGGUAAGAGAGGGCUUUCAAGUGCGCGUCAGCGCGUCGCUCCUCGAGCACGUCGAGGCUGGCACGAAGUCCUUCGUUCGAGACUUCCUCGUCAUAGCUCUUUGUCCGAAGGGUGGCGACAGCCAUCUCGGGUGGCAAGACGGCUUCGGUCCCGAACAUCAAUCUGUACGGGGAUUCUCCGGUCGCGGCCUUAGGAGUGGUGCGCAGUGACCAUAGUACGCUGGGGAGCUCGUCUGCCCAGGCUGACUGGGCUGCGGACACUCUUCUUUUGAGUCCGUCCAAGAUGGAUCGGUUGGUUACCUCUGCCAGCCCGUUCGUCUGGGGGUGAGCCACCGAGCUGAACCUCAGUUGAAUGCCAUGAUUGGCGCAGAAUUCCUGGAACCUUCUGCCGGCGAACUGAGGUCCGUUGUCCGUGAUAAUGGCCUUGGGCAACCCGAACCAAGUUACCAGGUUCUUCCACACGAACUUCUCCAUUUGAUGUUCCGUGAUCGUCGCCAACGGCUCGGCCUCGACCCACUUUGUGAAGUAGUCCACUCCUAUAAUUAUGUACUUCCGCUGUCCAGAAGCCGGUGGGAAGGGUCCGAGGAGGUCCAAACCCCACUGCGCGAAUGGCCAUGCGCAGUCGAUGGGGCUGAGCGGGACCGCGGGUUGUCGGGGAGCACGGGCGUGCUGUUGGCACGAGCUGCACCGCUGUACGUAAGCUUUCGCGUCCCGGCACAUGGUCGGCCAGUAGUAGCCUUGGCGAAGUAUUUUGUGCGCCAAGGUUCGCCCGCCGAUGUGCUCGCCGUAGACCCCCUUGUGGGUUUCGGCUAGGACCGCCUGGGCUUCGUCAGGCUCGAAGCAUCGCAGGAGGGGAUAGGUGAAGGACCGUUGUAAAGUCGGCCGCUCUCCUCGGUGUACCAUACGUGUGUACGACGUAGGCGCCAAGCCGCGGCUUUGUCGAGGGGAAGGGUUCCGUCCCGCUUGAAGCGUAGUAGCUCCUGCACCCACGUGAUCGGGGCGUUGCCUGAGGCCGUAGUCGCCACUUCAAUGGCGCGAGCAGGGAGCUCCUCAACCUCCGGCCGUGCCUCGGAGGUCGGUUUUGACGCCAGCUUAGGUAGGGCGUCGGCUCGUUCGUUUUUCUUCCUCGGAACAUUGGAUAAGGUAAAGUAGCGAAACUUGGGGGUCAGGUCCCUUACCCGUGCCAGGUAUUUCGCCAUGGUCGCGUCCCGAGCUUCGUAUCCGCCGUUGAGCUGCUCGGCCACAAGUUGUGAGUCGGUGAGGACGCGUAUCGCGGCCACCUGCAUCUCGAGGGCCAGCCUUAGUCCCGCUAAGAGCGCCUCGUACUCCGCCUCGUUGUUGGUGGCUUUGAACCCGAAGCGAAGGGAUCGCUCGAACGAGCGUCCGUCAGGGGCGAGGAGGACCAGCCCUGCGCCUGCGCCCUUUGAGUUGGCCGAGCCGUCGAUGUGUAGGGUCCAAGCUUCGGGAGCCCGCUUGAGAUUUGCGUCCUCUAGUUGCGUCAGCUCCGUAAUGAAGUCGGCUACCACUUGGGCCUUGACGGCGGUCCUGGGCGAGUACCUUAUGUCAUGUUCGCCGAGCUCCACCGCCCAUUUGAGGAGCCGUCCUGCAACAUCAAAUUUCGUUAAGACCUGCCGAAGGGGUUGGUCGGUGACGACCUCCACCGGGUGUGCCUGGAAGUAGGGGCGCAACUUCCGAGCUGAGAGCACUAGGGCGAGCGCGAGCUUCUCUAUCGGCGGGUAACGCUCCUCAGGUCCACUCAGGACGUGGCUGACGUAGUAGAUCGGGAGUUGUUGGCCGGAGCUUUCCUUGACCAGGACAGAGCUGACCGCAUGCUGGGAAGCCGCCAAGUAGAGACCCAGCCUCUCGCCCGGAGAGACGGAGGCGAGCCGGGGAAGG
Messenger RNA from Musa acuminata AAA Group (dessert banana), 4013 nucleotides. RefSeq lists its product as uncharacterized. The record is from RefSeq and is a predicted model, not a curated record. Lineage: Eukaryota; Viridiplantae; Streptophyta; Magnoliopsida; Zingiberales; Musaceae. The transcript has 2 exons. Bases 560 to 1687 code for a protein of 375 amino acids.